Morone saxatilis (striped sea-bass) is the source of this 877-nucleotide messenger RNA. RefSeq names its product claudin-4-like. Gene Ontology annotation, cellular component: bicellular tight junction; plasma membrane. The record is from RefSeq and is a predicted model, not a curated record. The coding region runs from base 95 to 877 and encodes 260 amino acids. Gene Ontology annotation, biological process: bicellular tight junction assembly; cell adhesion. Lineage: Eukaryota; Metazoa; Chordata; Actinopteri; Moronidae. The transcript has 3 exons. Gene Ontology annotation, molecular function: structural molecule activity.
UCACUGUGGAUUAUUAUUGGAGAAUUAUCUUUUUUUAUUGUAGCUCUUGUAUCUCUGAUUUUAAUUUACUGCUGCAUAACUGCAUAUUUUUUAAAUGGAGGGGCAGGGCAAACAGAUUGGAGGCUUGGCACUGGUCAUGAUGGGGGUUUUGGGAGUGUGUUUAGUGUGUGGACUGCCAAUGUGGCGCGAGACAUCUUUUGUGGGAGCAAAUGUUGUGACUGCACAAUCGGUGUGGGACGGCCUGUGGUUACACUGCGUCCUUCAGGCCACAGGUCAGAUACAGUGCAAGACACACACAACAUCCAUCACUAUGACCCCUGACAUCCAGGCUGGGCGUGCCCUCACAUUGCUCUCCAUUGUCGCCGGCCUCCUUGGCUUCAUUGUCACCCUCAUCGGAGGAGGCGUAGCCAACUGUAGUGACGAUCCACCUGAGCCCUUAGAGCCUCCGACCACCUCUUCCUCAAGAAAGAAGGUGCUAAAUUUGUUCAAGGCAUCUCUGCUGGGUGGAGCUCUGUGUGUCCUAGCUGGCAUCCUGUGUCUGGUUUCGGUCAGUUGGUCAGCAGCAGCAACCAUCUCACUCUACAACGACCCCCUGGUGGUUGCGGCCCUGAAGAGAGAGGUGGGCUCCUCCAUCUACAUAGGUUGGGCCUCCUCUCUGCUGCUCCUGCUCAGCGGUGCUCUGAUGUGUAUAGUCUGUGGGGAGAGGGAGAGAUCCCAAUCUCUGAACUACUCCUACACGCCGUACAGCAUCAACUCAUUCAGUGACGGCUCAUCCCGUAUGGGCAGUCUAAGGUCUGAUUUCAUAAGAUCAGACAGCUCCAGGAGGUUUGAUCGUCAUACACCAAGUUGGAUGGGCAUGUACUCCAAGCGUCCCUGA